AUGAUUGAUGAAAAACAAAAAGAUGAUUGCAAGUCUACUCAACAAGCCAAUCAAAAAAUCAAGAUUGAUAGAUUGCUUAAAGAGGAUAGCCUUUUGAGAAAAUUAAUUACAAACCCAAACAGAGUUUUAG
This is a messenger RNA of Racocetra persica, 130 nucleotides long. Lineage: Eukaryota; Fungi; Glomeromycota; Glomeromycetes; Diversisporales; Gigasporaceae. The record is from the annotation of a GenBank genome assembly.